This is a messenger RNA of Arabidopsis thaliana (thale cress), 876 nucleotides long. RefSeq names its product LRR receptor-like Serine/Threonine-kinase. NCBI's taxonomy places the organism in Eukaryota, Viridiplantae, Streptophyta, Magnoliopsida, Brassicales, Brassicaceae. The record is from RefSeq and is marked reviewed. Gene Ontology annotation, cellular component: membrane. Gene Ontology annotation, molecular function: protein kinase activity; kinase activity; protein serine/threonine kinase activity. The transcript has 5 exons. The coding region runs from base 1 to 876 and encodes 291 amino acids.
AUGACAAACAACUUCCAAAGAGCUCUCGGUGAAGGAGGGUUUGGUACCGUAUAUCAUGGUGAUCUAGAUAGUUCACAACAAGUAGCUGUCAAGGUCGAUCUCCUUCUAAGGGUUCACCACAUAAAUUUGUUAAACCUGGUCGGUUAUUGCGAUGAACGAGAUCACUUGGCUCUUAUCUACGAAUACAUGUCGAAUGGAGACCUAAAACACCAUUUGUCAGGAGAACAUGGUGGCUCUGUCUUGAGUUGGAAUAUACGACUACGAAUAGCUGUCGAUGCCGCACUAGGGUUGGAAUACUUACAUAUUGGAUGUCGACCAUCAAUGGUGCAUAGAGAUGUAAAAAGUACAAAUAUACUGUUGGACGAGAAUUUCAUGGCAAAAAUUGCUGAUUUUGGACUUUCAAGAUCUUUCAUACUCGGAGGUGAAUCUCAUGUGUCGACUGUUGUUGCUGGUUCACUUGGAUAUCUUGAUCCCGAAACAAGUCGAUUGGCUGAGAUGAGCGAUGUGUACAGUUUUGGGAUUGUGUUAUUGGAGAUAAUCACAAACCAACGUGUGAUUGACAAAACCCGUGAAAAGCCCCACAUAACAGAAUGGACGGCAUUUAUGCUUAAUAGAGGAGAUAUUACCAGAAUCAUGGAUCCUAACCUUAACGGUGAUUACAACUCCCAUUCAGUCUGGAGAGCUCUUGAAUUGGCAAUGUCAUGUGCAAAUCCUUCGUCAGAAAAUAGACCAAGCAUGUCCCAGGUUGUUGCUGAACUGAAAGAGUGUCUUAUUUCUGAAAACUCGCUGAGAAGUAAGAAUCAAGAUAUGAGCUCACAAAGAUCCUUGGACAUGAGCAUGAACUUUGAUACCAAGGAUGUCCCAAGUGCAAGGUAG